Spodoptera litura is the source of this 1689-nucleotide messenger RNA. RefSeq names its product potassium/sodium hyperpolarization-activated cyclic nucleotide-gated channel 2. Gene Ontology annotation, molecular function: voltage-gated potassium channel activity. The record is from RefSeq and is a predicted model, not a curated record. Gene Ontology annotation, biological process: regulation of membrane depolarization; potassium ion transmembrane transport; sodium ion transmembrane transport. Lineage: Eukaryota; Metazoa; Arthropoda; Insecta; Lepidoptera; Noctuidae. Gene Ontology annotation, cellular component: membrane; HCN channel complex.
AUGGGUGAUGAUGAAACAAUAAAAAUAGAAAAGAUCAAAGAAAAUAUUCCAAAUGUGGCUCCAGAUGCGAAUGUUCCGACUUCUCAUGGGUACUUCUAUGGUCAUGCAUGCCAUUUGAGUGCAGAUAAACUUUCGGCUUACGAGUUAAACUGUAAAGGAACUCGUAAAUGGCUGUUUAACAUAAUCACUGUUCAUGCUGGUGAUGUAAGGGCUAUCAAUAUGCACAGGUCUUACGCAGCAUUAUGUGCGGAGAAGUAUCGUCACUACCAGCAUUUUCGUUACACCAUACAUCCGUACAGCAAGCUAAGAUUCUAUUUGGAAUUUUUGUUCGUCUUCCUGAUGAUACUGUCUUCUAUUUUAGUAGCUUUACACUAUGCAGAAAAACGAGGGGACUAUUCUGAUUACCACGAAGUUUUGCUGCUAUUUAGUGAUAGCAUGAUUAUAGUGAAUAUAAUUGUUAACUUCUUCACCGGGUACAUAGAGGGAUAUUCCCGUAAGAUGUCCGUUUUGUCCAAAAAGAAGAUUGCAAGGAAAUAUAUUACGACCUGGCUGAUAUUAGACGUAGUUGCCUGUUUCGGGAUCCCUGCUAAUUAUUACAGUUCGCAGAAAACUUUUUAUUUGGUCUUGGAGGCUAUGAGAUUGGUACGAUUGCCCAUAAUAAUGAUCUAUUUGCAAAACGUUCUCACCGUUAUGAAUGCAUCGAAUUAUCAAAAAACUGGAGUGGAGAUCCUAUUUUCCCUGAUAAUGUUCUUAACAUGGAACAUUUACUUCCAAUUUUCUGUGGACUACAUCAUUGAGGGAACUCACCUACCGCAAAAUCCUAGAAACUGCUCAUGGCUAACUGUGGGGAAUCUCUGGAACCAGACUACUAAAGUUCGAAUUCUUUAUGCUUUUGACAGAGCUGUUGGUAUGUUAACGACAAACACAAACAUGAAUCUUCUAGAACAGAAAGGUUGCUUCGAAAAUUUCAUUGUUACUUGCUGGAUUUUUUCUAAGAUUGUCAUAUACCAUUACACAUUGAAGUAUAUACUAGCACUAUUUGGUAAAGAGUCCGCCAGAGCACAUUAUUAUAUGAUGAAGAAACAACUACAAACUUACAUGGCGCACAGAAACUUUCCGCCAAGGUUGAAGAGUAAAAUCCUCAAGUUUUAUGCUAUAAGGUUUCAGUCUAAAUACUUUGAGGAAUCUCGUAUGCUCGGCUGUGUGUCUGGUCAACUACGAGAAGACAUACUCAUGCACACCGGCCGUCAGUUAGUGAGAGAACUGGAAUUUCUGAAGCAACUACCAAGUUCCUUACUGGUACAAAUUGCUUUUAAACUACGAGUUGUCAUAUACAUCGCUGGUGAUAUUAUAUUCAAGAUCAAUACCGUGGGCGAUUGCAUCUACUUCAUCGACAGAGGAACAGUAGCCAUUUAUUCAGACUCUGGAAAGGAGAUCUGCCAUUUAGAAGACGGUGAUUUCUUUGGAGAAAUAGCUUUGGUAAUGAAACACCAUUUUAGAACGGCAUCAGCCAUAGCAGUGACCAAUUGUGAGUUAUUUAGAUUAGAUAGGGAACAUUUUGAAACGACUAUAGCGUAUUAUCCGACUGUGUAUAAUAGUAUAAAGGAGGUUGCGACUAGUCGGUUUGAGAGAACCUGUGUGUUAGAUGAACAUCACAAAGCUGAACCGAGGACGGCUAAACAGGAUUAA